This is a messenger RNA of Cordyceps fumosorosea ARSEF 2679, 1965 nucleotides long. RefSeq names its product ferro-O2-oxidoreductase. The transcript has 8 exons. The record is from RefSeq and is a predicted model, not a curated record. Gene Ontology annotation, molecular function: copper ion binding; oxidoreductase activity. The coding region runs from base 1 to 1965 and encodes 654 amino acids. Lineage: Eukaryota; Fungi; Ascomycota; Sordariomycetes; Hypocreales; Cordycipitaceae.
AUGCAUGCUGGGUCUGAACGCCCGCGCGGCCGUCGUUGGCUGCCCGCCAUUGCUCUCGCCAGCGGCCUGUUUACGAUACUCCUGUCCCUGUUCAUGCUUCACGUCUUCAGUCGCAACACGGCCAUUAGACCUGCUCCUGAUCACGAUCAACACCAGAAACCCAGUCUGACACCCACAGUGACACAUGUCAACAACUUUCGUCCCAUCGUAACUCCCACACCAACACCAGUCGUCCUGCCAGACCCGGCUCAGGAAGCCGGCUACAUCCUACAUCCAAAAGACCAUAUCGCCAGGGAGCCAACCACCUUGCGCAUGUCAUGGAGUGUAACUCGUGAGCUGCGCAAGCCUGACGGCGUUGAGAAGCAAGUCUAUCUUAUAAACGGCCAAUUCCCUGGGCCUAUCAUUGAAGCCCGCCCCAGCGACGAGCUCGAAAUAAACGUCUUUAAUCAUGUCGAGAACGAUACCGAGGGUAUUUCCGUACACUGGCAUGGCCUGGUCAUGAAUGGCGCAAACGCCAUGGAUGGUGUUGUCGGUGUUACCCAAUGUGCCAUUGCCCACAACAAUAACUUCACAUAUCGCUUUACCCUAGAUGACUCGCAGCAUGGCACAUACUGGUACCACGCCCAUUCUCACGUCCAGCGAGCCGAUGGCCUUUACGGUGGCAUCGUUAUACACAGGCCGGCGAAUGCGGAAACCGACUUGGUCAAGUAUAACUAUGAACAAGAGAAACUUCUCCUGGUUGGUGACUGGUAUCACUGGCCCGCUAAUAGAGUUCUCGAGUGGUAUGAUGAGGCAGACCACUUUGGAUAUGAGCCUGCUCCCGACUCACUCCUAAUCAACGGUGUUGGGGCUUACAACUGCUCCAAGGCUGUCGCAGCUCGUGUGGUCAAUUGCACCAUGCUUCAAAAGCCCAAUAUUCGCCUCCCAGACGCCGACCGCAUGCGCCUUCGCAUCGUCAAUACUGGUGCUUCCGCUGGAUUCUCCAUGAAUUUCGGCCACGGGACCAUGCAAAUACUCGCCGUUGAUGGCCAAGGCUUAGUAGAUAGAUCGACCCCUGCUGCUGGCGGGGUUGGCAUCUUAUAUCCUGGCGAGCGUGUUGAUGUCGUACUUGACAAGACAUUGGCACUCAAGUCUGACAGGGAUGAGAGUUCGAUUAAUACCUUGACAAUUGAGCUUGACGACGGCAACAUGCCACUCAAAAACUAUGCUCUUACCCGAAUCCAGUCAUUCCCGGUCGGUGACUUGGGUAAAACAGCCGACAGGAAGAUCAAUCGACGCGACGAUGCUGUGAAAAUGCUUUCACUAGCCGAUCUCAAUGGGGUUUCCCUGUCAGAUGAGGCCGCGGAGGCAACCAAGCCGGCCGAAACUGCCGUCUUUUACACAACUAUCAAGAAUCGCGCCACCCACGCGAACAGACCUGCUGGUCUCUUCAAUCACUCCUCAUGGAUUGUCAAGGAUGCCUUUGCGGCGCCCCUGUUGGCGGUUGAUGAAGAGCAGUGGCCGAGUCUGGCCGAAGAGCCCAGUCGACUCCAGAACUUUACCGUCUCAACGUUCAAGGCCAGCGCAGCCGGUCGCAAGACACGAUGGAUGGAUAUGGUCGUGAACAACCUCGACGACAAGGGUCACCCUUUCCAUCUGCACGGGCGGUCAUUCUACGUACUGGUAAGCCACAAGGGUCGCAAAGGCGAGCAGGGCACAUACAAUCCGUUUGACCCCGAGUCCAAGCACGACGACUACCCCCGCGCUCCCUUCAACCACCUGCUCAAAGACACCGUAUACAUCCCUCGCAUGGGCCAUGUCGUCCUACGUCUGCCCCUAACAAAUAGCGGUCUGUGGCUGGCUCACUGCCACAUCCUGUGGCACCAGGCUGUCGGCAUGAGCAUGGUGGUGCGUGUAGGUGAUGUUGACCCAAAUGCGAGGCGGGCGGCGGGCGCGUUCUGUGCCAGCCAAAAUGCGGGGUUGUGA